This is a messenger RNA of Seminavis robusta, 4412 nucleotides long. The record is from the annotation of a GenBank genome assembly. NCBI's taxonomy places the organism in Eukaryota, Bacillariophyta, Bacillariophyceae, Naviculales, Naviculaceae.
UGCGUACCGGUGGAUACUGCUUAGAUUCAGAGAUGCAUGUUCAAUGUAUUGCCGUGUGAGUUGCCGCCGAUGCUACCCAUCCACUCGUUGUGGUUCCUUUGCCUUGCCACAUAUCUGUGCCAGAUUGCCCUCUCCCUUGUGUACCAUUCUUGUUGGAGUGUUAUCUUUGUGAUCGUAUCCAUCAGAGGUGUGCGGUGAAUGGUACCGAAGCUCUAGCUAGCUACUAGGAGCGAAAGGUAUACACACCAUUUCUGUAUUAAUCUACAUUGCUACCGGUAGCGGAGGCAACUCAGAGGUGAUACCGUUGGCGGUCAGGUCACGCUUUCCCACGGCAGCCCUUAAGAUUCCGCAGAGUGAAUCUGGGUCGAUCUAUCUGGUUGCGAAUUAAUUAAUUGAUCGAGGCGUUUGAUUGAUAUACCACGGCAGAAGGACAAAGGGAUAUCAGCAUUGUGGAGGUUUGGAGUGUACCGACAUUGUCAAGCACGAAUUAGCUCGUUAGUUGUGAGGUUUGGAAUCUGCAACAAGCAAGCGGCAAUCCCCAUCACGACAAACUGUCAAUCAGAUCAAAUCAGGUCAAACCACUUCUCUCUAGCUGAAGUUGAAUUAAGCUGACUGAGACUAGACCAAGUCAAAAAGUCGGAUAGAAAGGUAUCAAUUUUGGAAGGGUAGCAGACCAUAUCAGACCAGGCCAACCUGCUAAGGAAGGGAAAAAGGAAGCAAUAUCCAUCCAUUAUCAGCCUCGGAAGGUAGAAGCCAGUAUCAGGAAGGAUCAGGAAGACUUAUCUUGAUAGGGUAGACAGACACACAACAAAUCCAUUUAUCUUCAAAUCUUCACACACAAGAAAUAAAUAAGCCAAAAUGCCACCCAAAAAAGCUCCCCCCAAAGUCCGCCAACCGCGAAAAGCUCCCGGUGGCGGUCGCAUGGCUCCAGGAAAACGAGGCGUGGGUCGGAAUCACACCUUCAAAUUCCGAUCGUCCAUUUUCGUCACACAACGCAAGAGCAAGAGUAUCGAAGACUAUUACGAGCUAGUCCAAGAACUCAACGAGGGUGCCUACGGUGUCGUAUUCAAGGCCGUACACAAGGAAUCCGGCGCCGAACGAGCCGUCAAAAAGAUUGAAAAAUCAAAAUGGAACCCCGAAGAAAAUCAAAAAAUCAUUGACGAAUUCAACGUACUUCGUGGACUCGAUCAUCCCAACAUUCUCAAAAUGUACGAACUGUUCGAAGAAGAUAAACAUUUCUACAUUGUUACGGAUAUCUGUAAGGGUGGAGAUCUACUAGAUGAGCUAGAGGCCAUGGAAGAAACUGGAUGUUUUCCCGAAGCGGAUGCCGCCAUCCUCAUGAAUCAGGUACUCUCCAGUAUCAAUUACUGCCACAAGAACAACUUUGUACACAGAGACCUAAAACCGGAGAAUAUUCUAUUGGAGCAGAACAAGGCCCUGCACGAAAUCAAACUCAUCGAUUUUGGAUUCGCCGUGCCCUGCGACGAAAAUCACACCAUGAGCGAACAAAAGGGGACCGCGGCAUACAUGUCACCGCAGGCCAUGCUGGAAGAACCCUACGGACAAAAAACAGAUGUCUGGGCCGUGGGGGUCAUUGCCUACAUUGUCCUCGCCGGAUUCAAUCCGUUCGAAGGACACACCGACCCCGAAACAGCCGUACUCGUCGAAAUGGGUGAAUUCGAAUUGGACAUUCCCGAAUGGGAAAACAUUAGCGACGAAGCCAAAGAUUUCGUUACCAAAUGCCUCGCAUACGAAGAAAAGGACCGAUUGACGACCUCGGAGGCAUUAGAACAUCCGUGGGUACGCAAGUGUAGAUCCGACAUCAACUCCGAUUUCUACAAGAGCGCCGCUGAUGAUUGCAUCGGCGCCAUGCACAAUUUGCAAAAAUUCCACGCACAAUCCAAAUUGAAACAAGCCACGUGCACAUUUAUCGCAUCGCAGCUCCUUACCAAAUCAGAAAAGGAAUCCAUCGAUAAGCUCUUUCGGAGUAUGGACACCGACUCGGAUGGAAAGUUGGGUCGACCAGAAGUGCAGGUCGGAUACAAGAGCAUCUUCGGAGAGGACUUUCCCGAAAAGGAUCUCGAUUCACUCUUCCAAGAAGUCGACAUGAAUCAGGACGGGAUUAUCGAGUAUUCUGACUUUGUCGUGGCGGCCGUGAACGAGGAAACGUUGCUAUCCACACACAAUCUACGCAAGGCUUUUGAAAUGUUUGAUAACGAUGGAGAUGGAGUCAUCUCAAGAGCGGACAUGGUCGAAGUCAUGAAGACUGUUGGUGGAGGAGAGGAAGUCCCAGACGAAGUCAUUGAUAAGAUUAUGAAUCAGGUAGAUACCACCGGGAGUGGAAAAGUCAAUUUUGACCAGUUCAAGGAUAGCAUGUUCAAGAACACUGCCGUUGCAGAAAAGACGCAGGAAGAACAGGAUGAGGAAGACAAGCUCUUGGAAGAAGCUCGGAAACGUGCCAGCGAAAGCGACGACAAUAUCUCGACCACUUCUUCCAAGAGAAUCACGGCCAAGUCGGCACUGCUAAUUCCACGACGUCGGUCGUCUGCUGCGGAUCACGCACCCUUCUGCCGCACGCUGUCGGGAUCGUCCGAUGUUUCGGCUCUUUCUGGUGCUUCCGAGCAUUCGAUGGACGAUGAGCCAGCCAUUAGACGAACAUUAACACCACCUCCCGCGGGUAUUGUAGUGAAACCCAAUUCGCGAGAAAAUUCGCCCAUGCGACGACCUGGAGGACACAAGAAGGGUGUCACCCGUACCAAGAGUGGUUUCAUGACGCAACGUGCCGAACCAAAGACAGAACCGCGAAGAGGCAAAAAACCAGUCAAGCCACAGCAGCCGGCAGCGAAAAAAGAGGACUCGGAUGCCAAGAAAAAUGCGGCAGAACCCAAGAAGUCAGAAGCUGCCGCCACAAAGCCGACAACAAAGCCGGAAAAGAAGGAAAAGAAGAAGGAGGAUGGUCCCAAGCCGACAACAAAGACGCCCAAGAAGAAGGAUUCUUCUCCCAAGCCAGCCUCACGAUCGCGAGCAAUGUCGGAUGCUUCGGAUUCGUCGUCUUCGUCCUCUUCCUCCUCGUCAUCCAGCUCCAGUUCUUCGGGAUCAUCCUCAUCGGGCAAUAACAGUUCCCCAAGCAAAAAGGCAAAAUCUCCAGAAAAGGCAAAAUCUCCGGAUUCCAAAAAGGCAACGCCGCCGAAGGAGGUGUCAACCAAAAAGGAAAAGUCUCCUGCAAAAGCUCCCGAGAGGCAAGCAAGUCCUCCUGCAAAAUCUGCUGCAUCGGACGAGUCAACCAAAAAGGAAAAAGCUCAGGCAAAAGCUCCCGCGAGGAAAGCAAGUCCGCCUCCCAAGGCACCUGCCAAAGCUGCUGCACCGGAGAAAAAGCCAGCUCCACCCAAAAAGCCAGUCAAGACUGCGGAGAAAAAAGCCGACAAACCUGCCGAAGAUGCCCCUCCAGAAGAGAAGAAAUCAGACACCUCUCCUUCUGGCGUGGACGAGGGUAGCAAGCGGAUGGACAACAGUAAUCGCCGCAUGGACGACAGCAGACGCAGUGAAACUGGCGCCAAGGAGAAAAAGAAAGGCUUGGACGGUAGCAGCAAACACAUGGAUAGCAGCAGACGCAGUGAAACUGGCACCAAGGAGAAAAAGAAGGGCAUGGACAACAGCAGCAAGCACAUGGAUAGCAGCAGACGCGGCAGUGCAACGGGCGGCACCAAGGAAAAAACCAAGGAGAAAAAGAAAGGUGGUGGUCUCGGAGAUAUGCUCUCUGAUCUGCCAUCUUCCAGCAAUUACAAAAAGCAACAAAAAAGCCAAAAUCCAAACAGCAGCAGUGCCAGCGUCCCAGCGAUCCCAACUCAGACUUCUAUCCAGCAGCGAAAGGAAGUAGAGGAGUCGGCGCCGGAACCUACUGGCAAGCGCUCGAGUGCGGGGGCUGCGCCGAGUAUCCGAGACCGCAUGAACAAUUUCAAGGGUACCGGUGGUGUGAUCAAAGCUUUCUUCCCUUCGAACAAGGGUCGGGGCGCUACCAAGGGGCUGACAUCUCCCAAGGGCAAAAAGGCCAGCGUGCCUCGCGAUGGCAUUCCUUCGUCCUCCCCAAAGACUGUCAAGGCGAAGGUUCCCAAAAUGAAGACCACCGGAGAGUUCCAAGAACCGGUUGCACGCAAUGGUUCCAAUGACGAAGCGGAUUUGUUGGCAGGAUCAGAGCCCGCAGUCCGACGGAAUUCCGGGGGCGGCGAUGACAACCUACGAGGAAGCUUGAAGAAUCGCAUGAGUGUCUUCGAGCAAAACAUAAAGAAAAACAAGAAUCAAGGAGCAGACAAGAAGCCUUGGUAGCAGUAAGCAACAACAAAAUGAGUAAUCUUUAAUUUAUGGACUGGACGUAAUUGUAAGCUUAAAAAUAGUAGUCUAUUCUUUGCCUAGCU